UACAGUGAAUUUACUGAGACUAAAUUAAUCGACGCGCGGAUUGGAGCAGUGCUGUGUCUAUGCGCCCCAGUUCCACCGCCCCGGAAAGGACUUCUUACCAUUGAGAGCUGGAUAUGUUGAGAUUAACGUGAAAAGGAUGGAUCUAAUUAUCUGUGUUUUGAUGCUGCUGGCGCUGUUUGUGGAGGGCAUCCGCUGCCAAGGAGUGUACGCACCCCCGACUGUCCGCAUCGUACACUCAGGACAUGCCUGUAACGUGGAGGAGGAGAGGCACACGGAGAGGGUCUACACCAUCCGAGAGGGAGAGACCCUGGAGCUCACCUGCCUAGUCACGGGACAUCCCCGGCCACAGAUCCGGUGGACCAAGACAGCAGGCAGCGUGUCUGACCGCUUCCAGGACUCCAGUGUGUUCAACGAGACGUUGCACAUUGCAAAGAUCCAGAGGACCCAGGGAGGUCGCUACUACUGCAAGGCUGAGAACGGCCUUGGCUCUCCUGCCAUCAAGUCCAUCAGGGUGGAUGUCUACUACCUUGAUGACCCAGUGGUGACGGUGCACCAGAGUAUAGGAGAAGCGAAGGAACAGUUCUACUACGAGAGGACCGUGUUCCUGCGCUGCGUGGCCAACUCCAACCCGCCUGUCCGUUACAGCUGGCAUCGCGGGAGAGAGGUCCUGUCACAGGGCUCUGACAAGGGCGUGGAGAUCUAUGAGCCAUUUUUUACACAGCUGCAGGGGGAGACGAAGAUACUGAAGCUGAAGAACCUGCGUCCUCAGGACUAUGCCAACUACAGCUGCAUUGCCUCUGUCAGGAACGUCUGCGGUAUCCCUGACCGCAGGGUUGUCUUCAGACUCACCAACAAGACAGCCUCCCCAUCCAUAAAGCUGCUGGUGGAGGACCCCAUUGUGGUGAAUCCUGGCCAGACUGUCUCCCUGGUGUGCAUCACCACUGGUGGGGAGCCCACCCCUAUGCUCAACUGGGUCAGCAGCAAUGACAGCCUACCACAGAGGAGCGUGGUGAAGGGGGGCACGCUCACACUGCCGGCCAUCACCUCCGAUGAGGCGGGGGUCUAUAGCUGCGUGGCCAGCAACAACGUGGGCAACCCAGCCAAGAAAUCUACUACAAUCGUGGUCCGAGCUUUAAAAAAGGGCCGUUUCUGGAUCACGCCUGACCCCUACCACAAUGACGACAACAUCCAGAUUGGCCGCGAAGUCAAAAUAUCGUGUCAGGUGGAGGCGACCCCACCUGAGGAGCUGACGUUCAGCUGGCUGAAGAACGGCCGUGCCUUGCGGAGCUCCGAGCGCAUGGUGAUCACCCAGACGGACCCCGACAUCUCCCCCGGGACGACCAACCUGGACAUCAUCGACCUCAAGUUCACCGACUUCGGCACCUACACCUGUGUGGCCGCGCUGAAGGGAGGAGGCAUCCCUGAGAUCAGCAUCGACGUCAACAUCUCCUCCACAACUGUCCCUCCUCUGUUUUUCUCUUUCUUAGUUCCCCCCAACCUGACAGUCCCCCGGGGCAAGUCCCCCCUGGUGGCACGCGAGGGUGAGACGGUGGAGCUGGAGUGCCUUGUUUCAGGGAAGCCCAAGCCCAUCAUCCUGUGGUCACGAGCGGAUAAGGAGGCGCCUAUGCCGGACGGCAGCAUGCAGAUGGAGAGCUACGACGGUGUACUGCGUAUUGUUAAUGUAUCCAGGGAGAUGACGGGCUCCUACCGCUGCCAGACCAGUCAGUAUAACGGCUUCAACGUAAAGCCCCGUGAAGCCUUGGUGGAGCUGAUCGUACAGUACCCACCGACGGUAGAGCCGGUGUACAUGGAGAUGCGUCAGGGCCUGGGCAGGCCCGUGGUGAUGACCUGCAGGGUGCUACGGGCCCACCCUUCCCGCGUGUUGCGCUUCGAGUGGCUGCUAUCAAACCGGCUGCUCCACGCCGGGGCUUUCGCUGACCAGAGAGACGAAACGGAGUACACCAUCCGCAGCCUGAACCGAGACGGCUGGGGGGAAUACACCUGUAAUGUCAUCAAUGAGGCCGGAGCAGGCAAAUGCACUUUCCAGGUCACAGGCAAGGCCUACCCUCCAGAGUUCUACUAUGAUACCUACAGCCCCCUGUGGCAGAACAGGCCCCGAGUCUACGGCUUCAAGCUCCAGUGGACGCAGAUGAACCCCAAUGCGGUGGACAACAUUGUCGCCUACAGACUAGGCAUCAGACAGACGGGGCUUCAGCGCUGGUGGGAGCAGGAAAUCCCCGUGGAGGGAGUCAUCAAUAAAGGGGAGCUCAUCACCCACAACCUGACUGAGCUGAUCAAGCCUGAAUCUUAUGAGGUGCGCCUGACACCCAUCACUCGUUUUGGAGAGGGCGACUCCACCAUUCGCAUUGUCUCCUACAGCGCUCCCAUCAACCCUCAUCUGAGAGAAUUCCACUGCAGCUUCGAGGAGGAUGCCAUCUGCAUGUUCACCCAGGACAAGAACGAUGAUUUUGAUUGGACACGGCACAGCGCCGCUACCCGCGACACCAAGUAUACGCCCAACACUGGACCCAGUGGUGACCGCAGCGGCUCCAAACAGGGCUUCUACAUGUACAUUGAGACGUCCAGACCACGGAAGGAAGGGGACCAGGCACGGCUGGUGAGCCCGUUUUUCAACGUGGCACCCAAGAACCCCUAUGGCAUCACCAACCCACCUGCCUACUGCCUAGGCUUCUUCUACCACAUGUACGGAAAGCACAUAGGGACUCUGAACGCCCUCCUGAAGCAGAAGGGCCAGACGACCUCUGAGGGUCCCGUGUGGUCGCUGAGUGGUAACCAAGGUGACCGCUGGAAGCAGGCUAAAGUCAGCAUCCAUCCGACAGCAUCCUUCCAGGUGGUACUCGAAGGUAUCCGAGGCCCAGGCAUCGAGGGCGACAUUGCUAUUGACGACGUCACGCUGGAGGAAGGGGAGUGUCGAGAUCCACCGCCGAAUCUCAGAUCCAUGGCUCCGCCCACAUCCUCCCAUAUAUGGCUGCUCUGUGUCACCUUGGUGAUGACCCUCCUGGAAGGUCAGAGGUGACCCUUCUGUCUGUCGUCUUGGAGGCGAACAUUCAGACCCAACGUCUGUGAGCUAGUACCCUCGGCAUCCAAUCACCAAAGAUUCAUGCAUUCUGAAAGCGGAAGGGGUCCGUCAGCGGGCCGCAGAGGGACACAAAGUCAAUAAAAAGAGAGAAAAAAUAGUGAU
Molecule: messenger RNA, 3202 nt
Organism: Myripristis murdjan (pinecone soldierfish)
Lineage: Eukaryota; Metazoa; Chordata; Actinopteri; Holocentriformes; Holocentridae
Gene: mdga2a
Product: MAM domain containing glycosylphosphatidylinositol anchor 2a
Exons: 18
Coding region: 137-3037 (966 amino acids)
Biological process (GO): synapse organization; homophilic cell-cell adhesion
Cellular component (GO): plasma membrane; neuronal cell body; axon
Molecular function (GO): protein binding; axon guidance receptor activity
Source: RefSeq, a predicted model, not a curated record